AUGACUUCGGACACCGAUAUAUCUAAGACCGAUGCAGAUUAUUAUGUGACAGCUCUACAAAUUUUUGAAUAUUGUGGCGCUGAAGGCUCCGGUACUUUACGUGUGGACGCACUAAUGGAUAAAUUUGCGCCUUUUGUCAAAACUAACAAGUCGGAAUAUAGUUACCUGAAGUCACUUUUGGAUCCAGAGCAAGACAAUCCAGAGAUAAAUGUAACGAAACUUGCAAGAGCUUUGAAUAAAUAUAGCGAGAGCCAGAAGUCAAAAUUAGAUCUUGAUGAGAGUUUUAAUUUGAAGUGUGGUCAUGCACCUCAAGAUUCUGAUUCUGGAAUAUCAACUGAUGGUUAUCAAUUGCUAGAAGAGCUUCAAAGUGAGUUACGCGAAAAGUCCCACCUGGCGUCGCAGCUCCGCAGUCAGUUAGAAUUCACAGAUCGCCAGCACGAGGAGGUGCUCGCCGCGCUUGUUGCCGAGCGGGACUCGCUGCGUGCGCACCUUAAUAUACUCCGUGAAGAGAACAUAUCUCUGACUCAUCUCCGACGAGACUACGACGAGGUAUGUGAACGUCUCUGUACCAACGAGGCUGAGUUGGAGACAACUCGUCAUGACCUGGAUGCUGUCAGAAGGCGUGCUAAGCCGCUUGAUGAACAUCUUGCACAUCUGGAAGCUGAGAACGCUGCACUCCAAGAUCUCCUGAGUAAAUCCAAAGAGGAGUGCCACCGCGUGAACGAGAUGUACGCUCUCCGUCAGAGCGCCCUGCUCGAGGAGAAUGAGACCAUCAGGAGCUCGCACGCGGACCUGACCGCCCGCAUGCAGGACCAGGAGGAGUUCCUGCAGCAGAUCAUCAAGGAAAAGGUCCAAUUAGAGAUGGAAUUGAAGGACCUAUUGAACAAGUCUAAUCACACCCACCUUCGUUUAGACCGCUCCAUAGACGUCAGCUACACUGAAGAUCAGAUGCUGACAGCUUUAGAUAGCCUUAAUGCAGACAGUCGCUUCUCGCAAGAUGUAACUUCUGUGGCGACUCAAGUGGACGUGCCGUGUGCUGACUGCAUGAAGAGAAGCGCCAACGCUUCGCCCCGCGGCCUCCGUCGAUAUUUCUGGGAUCCGCUCAAGUGUCUGUUCCAAGUGUUCGCUGUGAUCUGCUUCUUAUGUGCCGUAUCAGCACUCUACGGCGUGUCUCGUCGCCCUCAUCAGCGCUGCGAACAGCAACACGUGCCCUGGAGGUGGAUACACGCUCAGGAUAUACUCGAUCUGUUGCUCAGGAUCGACUACCUAGCCGAAGUGCCUAUGUAA
This is a messenger RNA of Diatraea saccharalis (sugarcane borer), 1287 nucleotides long. The record is from the annotation of a GenBank genome assembly. Lineage: Eukaryota; Metazoa; Arthropoda; Insecta; Lepidoptera; Crambidae.